Molecule: messenger RNA, 1413 nt
Organism: Armigeres subalbatus
Lineage: Eukaryota; Metazoa; Arthropoda; Insecta; Diptera; Culicidae
Exons: 1
Coding region: 1-1413 (470 amino acids)
Biological process (GO): DNA integration
Molecular function (GO): nucleic acid binding
Source: RefSeq, a predicted model, not a curated record
AUGUCUCAACCAGAACCGUUUGAUGACGAAAAUGAAGCUUUCAUAAAAACUCUUGUGGCAACUUCCGUGCCCAAGGCAGUCACUUCACAGGAAAUAGAGGAACAUGUUGAAAAAGACAUGGCUCUUAAGGAUCUUGUUGCAGCUCUGGAAGGCGGUCAAUGGACUGAGGCUGUCAAGAGUUUCAAACCAUUCGAAUCCGAACUAUACCGAUCAGGAAACCUGCUCAUGAGAAGCCAACGUAUAAUUGUACCAGAGUCUCUGCGGUCUCGAAUUCUCCAACUGGCUCAUGAGUCACACCCGGGAAUAAUAUCUAUGAAACGGAGGCUGCGUCAAAAAGUGUGGUGGCCCGGGAUGGACAAACAGGUGGAGAAAAUAGUGAAAAGCUGCAAAUCAUGCACGAUUGUGUCUGCGCUCGACCCUCCGGAACCCUUGCGAUCUACGUGUAUGCCGGAAAGACCUUGGGUAGAUUUAGCAGCGGAUUUCGUCGGGCCAUUACCGUCUGGAGAUAAUCUUUUGGUUAUCGUUGAUUAUUUCAGCAGGUUUAUAGAGGUGAUAGUCCUGAAAGAAAUCACUGCGGCAACGACGGUCAAAGCCUUCCACGAGACGUUUUGCCGGUUUGGGAUGCCAGAGACCCUUAAAACCGACAACGGUCCACAAUUUAGAAGCGGGGAAUUCAAAAGCUUCUGUCAGGAGUACGGUAUCGAAGUUCGUAAAAGUACUCCUUAUUGGCCACAAGCGAAUGGGGAGGUUGAGCGUGUAAAUGGCAUGAUAAAGAAACAUCUGCGAAUAAGUCAGGUAGAAGAUACGGAUUGGAAGUGGGACCUUCGGAUGUGCGUACUAAUGUACAAUUCAACUCCUCAUUCCACCACAGGCGUCGCACCAUCUGUAUUAAUGUUUGGGAGAAUAUUAAAAGACAAGCUUCCGUCUGUUCCACUCAAACCUAACAGAAUGGUAGAAGAGAUAAGAGACAAAGAUACAGAGCAAAAGCACAAAAGCGCAGAAUACGCCAAUCUACGACGACGUGCAAGAACAAGUAACGUGCUAGUGGGUGAUACAGUUGUGGUAAAGAGACCCACCAAGGAGAACAAGCUGACCUCGAACUUCAGUCCAGAAGAGUGGGUGGUUAUCGAGAAAAACGGUUCACAGGUAACACUUCGUUCAAAAGUCUCUGAUAGUAUUAUCCACAGAAACGCAUCUCAUGUCAAGCGACUUACACCAAAUGUCCAAGGGGAUGGGCAGAGGUCUUCAGAGGAUGAAGUUUCGGACCUGGACCUGGCGACUGACCAAAGUGACGAGCGGACAAACGACCACAGCUGUGAUCCAGCCAUUCCGAUAAUGAACCAGACACGACCGCAAAGACAGAAGAAGCAACCAGUGUAUUUAAGUGAUUUUCAGAUAAACAAUGUUCGUUAG